CUCUGCUGGGAACUACAUGGUGCUCAAUUUUUCAAGAUGUCGUCGCUGGAACAGAGGCUGUCGCGAAUCGAGGAGAAACUAAAGCAGGAAAAUGAAGAAGCUCGCCGGAGAAUCGACCUCAACAUCGACAUGAGUCCACAGCGACCACGUCCGAGGCCGAUCAUCGUGAUCCAGCUCAGUCCUGCUCCAGCCCCUUCACAGCGUGCAGCACUCCAGUUGCCGCUGGCCAACGAUGGAGGCAGCCGUUCAUCGUCUUCAGAGAGCUCACCUCAGCACCACCCUUACCCCAGCCGCCCGCGACACAUGCUCACCCUGCCCACACCUCCGUACGGCCUGCAGAAGAGCCUAGAGAAUGCAGAGAUUGACCAGAAAUUGCAAGAGAUCAUGAAACAAACGGGUUACCUGAAGAUCGACGGUCAGCGGUAUCCAGCGGAGGUGACAGACCUGAUCAGCGAGGGGGAGAUAGGCAGUGGGACCUGUGGACAGGUCUUCAAAGUGCGAUUCAAGAAAACUGGCCAUGUCAUCGCUGUCAAACAAAUGCGUCGUACAGGAAAUAAGGAUGAGAACAAGAGGAUCCUGAUGGACCUGGAUGUGGUGCUCAAGAGUCACGACUGCCCUUACAUCAUCCAGUGCUAUGGCGCCAUAGUUACCAACACGGAUGUAUUCAUUGCCAUGGAGCUGAUGGGAACAUGUGCUGAGAAGCUGAAGAAGAGAAUCCAGGGCCCCAUUCCAGAGCGAAUCCUUGGAAAGAUGACAGUGGCAAUAGUGAAGGCAUUGCUGUACCUGAAAGAGAAACACGGUGUCAUCCACCGGGAUGUCAAACCCUCCAACAUCCUCCUGGACGCUAAAGGUCAGAUCAAACUGUGCGACUUCGGCAUCAGCGGACGCCUCGUCGACUCUAAAGCCAAGACCCGAAGUGCCGGCUGUGCUGCCUACAUGGCGCCUGAGAGAAUAGACCCUCCAGACCCCACCAAACCUGACUAUGACAUCCGAGCAGACGUGUGGAGCCUUGGCAUCUCUCUGGUGGAGCUGGCCACGGGACAGUUUCCUUACAAGAACUGCAAGACAGACUUUGAGGUUCUUACCAAAGUGCUGCAGGAAGAUCCUCCUCUGCUGCCUCUCAGCAUGGGCUUCUCCCUUGACUUCCAGUCCUUCGUCAAAGACUGCCUCACAAAGGAUCACAGAAAAAGGCCAAAAUACCACCAGUUGCUGGAGCAUAGUUUCAUCCGGCGUUACGAGGUGCUGGAGGUGGAUGUGGCUGGUUGGUUCCAGACGGUGAUGGAUCGCACUGAGUCGCCUCGCAGCAGCCAGUGUUACAGCCAUCAGCACCAGCUCCACUCGCUCUUCAGUAGGUAGCCUAGCCUAGCCCAGCUCGGCGUUAGCUUAGCCAGACGCUAGUCUAGCCUAGCUUUAGCUUUGCCAAGCCCAGACUCAGUCUGUCCUAGUCUAGCCCAGCGUUAGCAGCUAAGCCUAGCGUUAGACCCAACCCACCUGUCCAUCUGUCCACCGGAUCACUUGAAGAGCCCACAGAGGAGCGGGAGGGACGGAGACUCAAUGGAGGACUCUGGAUGGACAGAUGAACGGAGAGAUGGACUGAUGGAUGGAUGGAUGACACAGGUGGAUCUGUUUAUCAAUGUGUUGAAUCUGGACAGGCAGACAUGGGAAGGGGGAAAGAGAAAAAGGUGCACACUGUAGUUAGCUUCAUUCAUUUACACACUGUCUCGUCACACGAUCUUAACAUGUCACAUCACAGUGGGUGUAAACAGCCACACACACUUGCAUAAAAACUGUUUGUGUAUCUUGGAUGUGUUUCUACAUUUCCUCCACUUUUCAUUAUUUUUCCAUCCACGUCUGUCUCCAGCAUUAAUCCAAGUCUUUGGAUUAGUCAACAGAGUAGUCACUACACACUGGAACAAAGCAUCUGCUACAUUAGCAAACCUGAAUCUCUCUUGUACAUAAACAUUAUGGCGGACACAACAAUGUCUUGUGCAAUUACGAUUCUUCAGGUGUUUCUGCUAUCACACAUUCUCAGGCUGUGUGUGCGUGUGCGCGUGUGUGUGUAUCAAUAUCAAGACACAGUCACUGGUUGGUUUUACAAGUGAGAUUAUAUUUCCUAGUUAUUUAAUCACCUUGACACUACAAGAAUGAAUUAAUCUGUUGGCUGUGCUUCAUUUUUAACAUGUAAGGAUAGUAAUUCUCAUUAACUUGGAUAUGAAGUACGUUUAGAAUAUCCAUCAUUGUAUUUAGCAACUGCAUAAUUGGAGGAAAAAACACUGAAAAAUAAUGACAAAAAAAUUAGCGUUGCAUUUUAGCUUUGUAAAAAAAGUUGUUUAUGGAUUUUGUGUAUUCAGAAUGGUGUAGAUGAAAUAAGAGUGUUACAAGAGAUGGUGGGAUGCUAGGAAAAGAAAUGAUGAGUUAGAAAGGCGAAGUGUCAGACUAUUUCUAGAAGUGUGUGAGAAGAAAGCAGAGAAAGUAGAAGAAGAGGGGAGUUUUACUCUGAUGACGUUUGAAAAAUUUAAUAACUGUUACUAGUGUGAGAAACGAGAGAGGUUGGAGGUAAAAAUGGGAGCAGAGUGCUUUUUCAUAAAGAGGAUACAGAACGGGAGCUUAUCUUGUACAAAGAAUAUCAGUGCGGUAAAUCUUAUCACCUGUGGAGCAUUUCUUUACUUCACUCUCUGUUUGUCUACCUCUUCCCCUUUGUCCACCUCUCUGUCUGCCUUCAUUGUGAUGUAGUGCUCCACAGUGUUACCAGACCAAAGGCUGCAUGUAGGUUGUUGUUGGUGGAGGCCAAGAGCUUUUGACCUGCUCCUGUGAAAAUUUCAGACAUUAAGAAACACAGACACAAAGACACGUGAAGCAUGUUAUGGUGUUUUUAGAAUCUCAAGCAGGGGUCUCAAACUACCAGAUCUGACCCACAAAGUCAUAAAUGUUUUUUGCUAUAACGUGUCAUUACGAAGUUAAUGUUGAUUGCACAAUAAUGGCUAUAGAAUAAUGACACCAUGUCGAUUGAUUAAUCAAGUAAUUGUACCUACUCACAGUAAGAUAAGACAUACUGCAUGCAGAUUUAGCGCAGCAAUCCUGGCGCAACAAUGUGUCUUUCAAAACCCAAAAGAAAGGUUGACCUGGAGCAUAGACAGUUUCAAGCAACCUGAACAAUUGAUUAUUUUCUCGUUGAGUUUAAUGUGACUGUUUCCUGUCUCAUCUGUAAGGAUGAGACUGCCGUUCUGGGUGAUGUGACUUUGAGACCCCUGAACAAGAGAAUUAUUGAGACAAAAUUAAGUGUGUCAGGCUUGAUAAAUCAGGCACACCUGAACCGGUCAAUGUGUUUGAAACUGCGACGUAUAGAUGAACUUUAUGAUCGCAAUGUCUUACUGCCUCCCCUGUGGCAGGGCCACAGCCAAAGCCUGCUAGAUGUGUAGACUCAAACCUCCCACGCCCCGUCAUGCACCAAACCAAAUCACUGCUAGACACAGAGAACUGAGGACUGGCAACGAUAGAGAGAGGAAAACGUUAUGUGUCCGAGAGUGAGAGAGAGAUCCUGGAAUGUUGGCAGAAACGAUGAGUGAAAAUGAAAUGACAGGAAAACGAGAGGAGAGUAUGGAGUGAGGUGAAAAGGAAGACAGGGAGUGUUCAGAAAGUUGGAUGGGAGGUUGCAGAAAAGUCAGAGACAAACUGGAGUUGGAUGACAAGAAGUAAGUGUGUAAAAAAACAAAAACCGAGAGGAAACAUGGAAGGAAAACGUCAGGCCGAGUUUCACGGAACUGCCGAGCUCUGAGGCUAGCUGGUUAUUGUGAAAAGCUUUCAUGGUGUUACACCAACCUACCAAUUAUGAUUUUAGCGAGUGAGUUAGCUUGUUGUGUUGAUGAUGUGUACUGUUCUGUUCAAACAAUGUUAUUUAUUUACAUUGCUACUGCUGCUACUUUUUUAUUGCUUUAGACGCUGCUGCCACUUCUUUUCCCCAAAGGACAAAUAUUUUAUUCUUUUUCUUUUAAGCCAAAUAAGUGAAAUAAUGCAAUGUCAACACGUUACCAAAUACAGAAGGGCAAGUCUGAAGAGGGCAAAAGCAAGUGAGAGAGGGUGAGACGGAUUAGAAGAGAGGGUGAGCGCAGGGAGGUCGGCUUCACGGAAAGUACUAACAAACAAAAUACACACCUCACCUCAAAUGUAGCUCUAUGUGUAAUGGAAGUAGUUAAUCAUGUAUACCACAACGUCACACUAAACUGUACAGUGUAGAUAUGAUUAGAGGGGUUGUCUGUCUGUCUGUCCAGAUGCUUUUUGCCACAUCCAUUCUUUACUCUCUCCAUCCCUCCAUCUGUCUACAGGUUGCCUGCAAGCUUGACAACCUUGACAGUUCACACCAAAGGUGUCCACAACUCAACAAAAAUAAGAAAGAGCGUUGUUGUUAUUGUUAUGACUAUUGUUAUUGACCUUAUAAUGGAUUACUCUCAGCUAUGGUAUAUAUGAAAUCUCUUUAUAGCUAGUGGGAGAAGGGGUGGUGGGGGUGGGGUCUCUGUAGUAUAGCAGUGCUGUGUGUGUGUGUCAUACAGUAUACUAUACAGGGGGAGACUGUUAAACUAACACGCGACAAGGCCCCAGCAACACAACCAGCCAGCUCGUCCUUCAACUCAGUUAAUCAACUCACUGCGGGCCUGUAUGAGGAAGUAAAUCCAGCUCAGUGUGGCUCUCUGUGGGCUACCUGGCUCCACCGAGCCGCUCAACGUUAGCAAUCCUGGAUAACUGGUAUCACACAGCUGGUUACCAACUGGCUCCGUUAAAUCUGGGUUUUCCAGUCCAGCCAUGAGUUCUUAAUCCAAAACCAAUCAAAUGUAACAUAUUUAAACCCAAAUUCAAAGUCUUGUUACCUAACAGCGAUAUAUACACCAAUACUGAUAUAUCUGCAGCAAGCUAACAUAGGCUGAUAUAUCGAUCGAGCUCUACUGUUUCCCCACACAGGCUGAGUAGCACCGCGUCUUGUGAUGAGUAAACCAAAUUUUAUAUGUAAAAAAAUCUGCAGCUAACAGUCACUAAUUAGGCUGUUAGUGUGUUCAUCUGUCAUGUCUGGAGUUUGAAAACUAAAGUGGUUAUGUAAAAAACGCUCAAUGUCUGACAUAAUUAUCAUGGAAAUGUGUGUGUCUCUGUUUCUUGUUACUUUAUUGUAAACUCUGUUAAAAGUGAGCCAGCUUUGUGAUACCAGUAAAGCUCAGAGAUUGCUCAUAUUUUGAUACAGGCCCAUUGAGCAGAUGUGACUGUGAGGUGGCAGUCCGUUAGCUCAGCCUUUGUCGGGUUUUAAUCUGGAGGCCAGCCAGUGACCUGGAACUGAUUUAACACUGGACAGGAGCUCUUGUUGUUGGUGUUCCUGCUCUUGUAAACUCUCCAGAUGACAGGAUUAGGGGCUGAUCGUCACAGACCUGCUCAGCCCCCCUGCUAAAACUGUUGUAUGAAAAACUUGAAUCUGGUGCUUAGCAUCAUCAGCUGUACUGCACUGCCAGCACAGCCUGAGGUGUACUCAUUGGUGCAGUUUCAGAAACACUCUAGGACUCUGUACAACGUUCACUGUUCCAACUCUGUAUGUGCAUCUCGUGUCCAAACACAAAGCUGGACCCAGUCUCCCACUGUUGAGGGUCUUUGUUAUUAAGCUGAUGUGUAUUUUACGCACGCACACACUCACUCCACCAUGCUGUUUGCGUGCAUUUCCAUCCAAACACCUGAUUGGGUGAUGGUGCCAUGCGACACCCCUGUGAAACCAAUCACGUCAGGCUAGGUGUGCACCUGCUGAAUGAGAACCAAUGACUGUCAAGUGUGUGUGCGCGAGGAAACAAAACAUCUUAUUACUAACCUACACACACAGCAAAUGUAUAAAGUUAACCAGUUCUACACAGCAAUGCUUGCUGUGUGUGAGGUGUGAGGCCAGGGUUGGACAGUAUAACUGCUAGAUCAUAGCACGUACCUGCGCUGUGCCUCAACACCGAGGGGGUGCACACACACGCGUGUGUGCGUGCGUCUGUGUCGUAAACCCAUCUGUAAGUAAACCAAAUAUCAUUUUCACUAUGCAGUCAUUCAAACCAUGUCAGCUUGCUUCGAUGGGAAGAAAAAGCCUUCUGUACAUACACAGAUUUAGGGAUGAACUGGAGUUAGCGACAGUGUGUUUUUCUUUUUCGAGCCCCCCCUCCCAGUGUGAUUAACAUCACCGCCUUCAGCUAGUUCACAGAGAAGAGAGAGCAAGAGAUAUGUUCUGAAUGAGCUGACAAAUAUUUAAGGAUUGUAUUGGGGUCAGGGAGGGACAGGGUUAGCCUGGGGUUUGUAGUCUUGGGGGAGAUACAGAUCAAUGCUGUAAAGUAUAUCAAUUGCAUGUUAUUGUCACCGUUGUAAUUGCCAUUGUUUUUUUUGUUUUGUUUUGGGUUUUUUUUGUUGUUUUUUCUUCCAAGACAACGGUUGGUUGGGGUGGGGAUGCACAAAACUUUAUCCUUAUUUAUGAUUUUUACACAUAUAGUUUGUAAUUUGUUUUUGUUUUUGCAAAAAUGUUGAAUUGUUGUGUACUUAGGAAAAGACACACUUUUUUUUUUUUUUUUUUGCCUUUUUUAAAAUGUUGUCUGUUAAUUUUGCAAUAUACUCUUUCACUUUGGACCCGUCACUAGUUGCCGAGGAGGAGGAGGAGCUGUAUCUUUAUCAGCAGACUGUGUUUGUUAGAAAAACGUCCUGUUUUCCCCUCAUUCAUGUGCCGUGUGUCUUUCUUUUCGGUUAGCUGUGGGUGCAAGCGGCGAGUGUGUGUGAUGUUUAUUCGUCUACCAAAAGUCUUUAUUGAUGGUGAUUAUUAGUAGCUUUUAUUUUUGUCCUUUGUUUCGUUUUUUUAAUUCUGAUUACUAUGAUUACUGUUUUUAUUAUUAUUAUUUUUGUUGUUAUUAUUAUUCAGGGCAAAGAUGACACCAAAUUGAACAAAGAAAUAAAUGGGUGAUCCCAGACAGUGCUGAGGGCUGGACAGUGUUGUCCGUCUUUCUAAAGGUUUCCUUUACUGGCGAGGUGGAGCAGUCGUUUUUUUCUCACCGUUACGCUGUAGUAUCUGUCCACCUUAUUUAAACCGCCACAUAAAGGUAACCUCCUAACUGAACGUCUAAUAGUAUUUUUUAUUAUUAUUAUUAUUUUAUUUUCCUUUGAUCAGAUAUCAUGAUCGAUUUAUUUGUUACCCCAGUUUGGGUCAUAAGUUGUGUGCUGUUAUUUAAUUCUUUUUCCCCUAAUCCAUGCGCUCUGCUUUUGGAUUUUAUUUUUUAUUCUAUUUUAUGGUUAUUAUUUUUUAUUCUUUCUGGUUUGUCUGAUGCUGUAGUAGUGAGCUGAUUGGUCAUAUACCAGAGGGUUUUUUUUUGUUUGUUUUCUCUAAUGCUGAGACUGUUGUGACUGACGUUGCACUUGCGAUGGGUUUUAUUUUGUUUUGUGUUGCAGAUUGUUGUGCAGAGAGGAGAUUAUUUGGUGUUUUCUUUAAAGUCACAGCAGUUAUUUUAUCAAUCAUAGAUCUGUGACACAGAGCAAGAAAAAUUAUUCUACAGUGUAUUUUUUUCACUGAUAUUUAUUUAUUGGUCAUAUGUAUGUUUUUUGGUUUGUUUGUUUGUUUGUUUUUAUGUGUAUUGCUUUUUUGUGGAGGGCAAACAGGACUCAAGGUAGAGGAGUAGUCUCUCAUUGGCAUUUUACCAUUGUGUACAGAAAGCAAAAUAUUGUAUUCAGCCAUCACACUAACGUACAGUCUAUAAAGUAAUAGAUUAAGAGGUUAAAAUAGAAAUGUACAGCACAGUAAGAAACAAUGUUUCUGGCUUUACUGUGGCUGUCUGACUUACUGAUAUCCAUUAUUUUGUUUGCUGUUUACCCUCUCAGAAGGCCCCAACAAACAAACUGCUCAUGGGUUAAAGCUGAGUAACCACAGCAUGGUGUAUUUGAACUCUAGUGCUUCGCUAAUAACUCACAGUUAAAGCUUGUCAUGUUUGAAACUUGGAUGGUUUUUAUCAGUAAGUACUGAAUGCCAGCUACAAAGCAGACUAGUUUUUUGUUUUGUUUUGUUUUAAGUAUUAGGUAUUUCAGCUGAUGAUAACUACUAUGAUAGUGGACUGAUUGGCCUGUUAUUAAUCUGCACUCCCCGUUAGCAAGGUGAGACAAGCCUGCUUUGAAUUAUCAUUGAGGUUUGUUGCUUGGUUUUUCUAAAUGCAGUCUGAAGUCUAGAUUGCAUGACUUUGCUAGUUUGCAGGGUGGGGGGAGGAUCCACUUCAGUCACCGCUGUUGCAGUUCAAAGGCUUCUUGUAUGUACGACGCCAUGGAUUUAUUGUCUUGACAGUUGUAUCAAUCGACACAGCUUUACUGCCCGUUUCUUUCAUUUUUAUUUGUUUGUUUGUUUUUGGCUGUAUUUUACCCCCCCCUCCCCGUUCACCCCCAGUCUCAUUUCAAACAGAAUAAAUGCCAUUAUAUUGUGAAUACCUCAGGAUUUUUUUGGAGAAAAAAAAUAAUAAAACACCUAAAAAUCAAAUAAAUAAAUAAAUAAAAACUCA
Molecule: messenger RNA, 8525 nt
Organism: Chelmon rostratus (copperband butterflyfish)
Lineage: Eukaryota; Metazoa; Chordata; Actinopteri; Chaetodontiformes; Chaetodontidae
Gene: map2k7
Product: mitogen-activated protein kinase kinase 7
Exons: 12
Coding region: 37-1356 (439 amino acids)
Biological process (GO): protein phosphorylation
Molecular function (GO): ATP binding; protein kinase activity
Source: RefSeq, a predicted model, not a curated record